GGUGACUGGGUGUGGCUGAAGAAGUUCCCCGGGGACCAGCACACCGAGGUCAAACAGGCCACCAAGGUCACCUUCUGCAAGCUGCGGGACCUGCGGCACGAGAACGUGAACCUGUUCCUGGGCUUCUUCCACGACUGCGGCAUCUUCGCGGUGGUGUCGGAGCACUGCUCGCGGGGCAGCCUCGAGGACCUGCUGCGCAACGAGGACAUGAAGCUCGACUGGAUGUUCAAGUCCUCCCUCCUCAUCGACCUCAUCAAGGGCGUGCGGUACCUCCACCACCGCAACGUCGUCCACGGGCGCCUCAAGUCUCGGAACUGCGUCGUCGACGGGCGCUUCGUGCUCAAGGUCACCGACUACGGCUACAACCAACUGCUGGACGCCCAGCGCGUGCCCGUGCCCCCCCUGCAGCCCGAGGAGCGGCUGUGGACGGCGCCGGAGCUGCUGCGGGACGCGGCGCUGGAGCGCCGGGGCUCCUUCCGGGGGGACGUUUACGGCGUCGGGAUCAUCAUGCAGGAGGUGAUCUGCCGCAGCGCCCCCUACUGCAUGCUGGGGCUGCCUCCCGAAGUAUGGACCAGUAUCCCCCCAUUACCUGCUAGUACCUCCCAGUACCUCCCAGUAUCUCCCAGUAUCCCCCCAGUGAUCUGCCGCAGCGCCCCCUACUGCAUGCUGGGGCUGCCCCCCGAAG
This is a messenger RNA of Neopelma chrysocephalum (saffron-crested tyrant-manakin), 685 nucleotides long. Its product is annotated as retinal guanylyl cyclase 1-like. The record is from RefSeq and is a predicted model, not a curated record. NCBI's taxonomy places the organism in Eukaryota, Metazoa, Chordata, Aves, Passeriformes, Pipridae. Gene Ontology annotation, molecular function: protein kinase activity; guanylate cyclase activity; peptide receptor activity. The annotation marks the transcript as partial. The transcript is spliced from 5 exons. Gene Ontology annotation, biological process: protein phosphorylation; cGMP biosynthetic process; receptor guanylyl cyclase signaling pathway.